UCAAACCACACCAAGAUCGAUGAGCAGCAAAGCAGAAAUCGGAUUGCUGGGAUCGUUGCCAGUUAUGAACGGUGGAAAUGGAACAUACAGCUAUGCCAAAAACUCCACCUUACAGAGAAAAUCAGCAAAUGCUGUGAGGGAAAAAAUUGAUGAGGCAAUUACAGAGAAACUUGAUAUGGAAACCCUAUGUUCUAGCGGCAAGUCAUUUCAUAUUGCAGAUUUUGGAUGUUCAACCGGACCCAAUACGUUUAUAGCAAUGCAAAAUAUACUGGAAUCUGUAGAAAGGAAAUACAAAUCCCAGUGCCCUACUAGUCAAAUUCCUGAAUUCCAAGCAUUUUUUAAUGACCAGGCAUCGAAUGAUUUCAACACCCUCUUCACCACUCUCCCACUGAAUAGGCAAUACUUUGUAGCCGGUGUGCCUGGGUCUUUCCAUGGUCGGUUGUUUCCUGAUAGCUCUCUUCAUUUUGCUUAUUCCUCUACUGCACUACACUGGCUCUCAAAGGUGCCAGAAGAAUUGCUAGACAAGAACUCUCCUUCGUUUAAUAAGGGAAGGAUUUACUAUUCGAAUACCCUGGAUAAAGUAGUUGAUGCUUAUUCUUCUCAAUUUGCGAAGGACAUGGAAAUCUUUUUGGAUGCUAGAGCAAAAGAGCUUGUCGCUGGAGGAAUGUUGGUGAUGACGAUGCCUGGCCAGCCUAAUGGAAUCCCUUGUUGCCAAACAGGGAUGGGAAUUACUAUAGAUUAUUUGGAGUCUUGCUUCUUGGACAUGGUGAACGAGGGUAUAAUUAGUGAAGCUAAAGUGGACUCUUUCAACUUGCCAAUGUAUGCGGCAACUCUGGAAGAGAUGAAAGAGUUAAUACAAAGAAAUGGGUCUUUUAACGUUGAGAAAAUGGAGUUGACAAUGGCAAACGGAGAAUCAAAUCCUCAAAGCUAUAGCUCUUUCUCGGGGCGAAUACUCCAAAUGCACUUGAGAGCUGGGAUAGAGGAAAUAAUCAGUAAACAUUUUGGAACUGAGAUUAUUGAUGACUUGUUUGAUCGCUAUGCUAUGAAAGCUGAGGACUUUUCCCAUCGUCUGCAAUCAAGCGAGAGGAAAGGAGCUCUAAUGUUUGUUGUUUUGAAACGCAAAUGAUGCGUGUUCGAGUGCUUGUCAUUCAUGCAGGCUUUCUCUCCUGCUAAUUUAAUUCUCCACGAGUGUUCAUUUAUUUUCUGCAACUUUGUCAUAUCUUAUUAUUGUACAAUAAGAAUUGCUUAAUCGUUUGC
Populus euphratica (Euphrates poplar) is the source of this 1257-nucleotide messenger RNA. Its product is annotated as probable S-adenosylmethionine-dependent methyltransferase At5g38100. The coding region runs from base 20 to 1126 and encodes 368 amino acids. The record is from RefSeq and is a predicted model, not a curated record. The transcript is spliced from 3 exons. Lineage: Eukaryota; Viridiplantae; Streptophyta; Magnoliopsida; Malpighiales; Salicaceae. Gene Ontology annotation, molecular function: methyltransferase activity.